UCAAAGUGCCUACAAAUUUUCAAAAUAAUCAAUAAAUAUAGCAAUAAACGACAACGAUUUGUUUCAAAUUAACAUUGUUUAUUCUUUCACGUUUACAGCAAUACCCUUUUCCGAUGAUAUCUUUACGUUAGUCCCAACUGCUUUCUUUCCCUUUUCUUUAUUUUUUUUCCUCUCAAAGUUCAAACUCCCAAUAAUUCUUCCCAGCUUUCUUUCUUCUGAUUUCUGGGAUUGAAGAUUCAGAAUGGCGAAUUGGGCCUUGAUGAACUGUUGCCAGCACGAUCAAGUUGUCUUCUUAACCACUAUUGGAGUUUUCACCGUCGUUAUCCUCUUGCUCUGGAGAACAGUACUACUCACACCCUUUAAGCUCAUCACAGUGUUCUUGCAUGAAGCAAGUCAUGCUAUUGCUUGCAAACUCACGUGUGGUCAUGUGGAGGGAAUCCAAGUCCAUGCAAAUGAGGGUGGCGUCACACAAACGCGUGGUGGUGUAUACUGGUUGAUAUUACCUGCAGGAUAUCUUGGCUCAUCAUUCUGGGGAAUGACUUUGAUACUCGCAUCAACAAAUCUCCUCACUGCGAGAAUUGCUGCUGGUUGUUUAAUUGUUGCUCUAUUUGUGGUGCUCUGUAUUGCCAAAAACUGGACACUCCGUGGACUUUGUAUCGGAUUCAUCAUUUUCCUUGCUUUAAUUUGGGUUCUGCAAGAAAUGACAACAGUCCGUAUUCUCCGUUACGUUAUUCUCUUUAUAGGUGUGAUGAACAGCUUGUUUUCAGUAUAUGAUAUCUAUGAUGAUUUAAUAUCUCGAAGAGUCAACUCCAGUGAUGCUGAGAAGUUUGCUGAAAUUUGUCCUUGUUGCAAUGGAGUUGGAUGGGGAGUCAUAUGGGGAAUGAUAUCAUUUACAUUUCUUUGUGGAUCAAUGUAUUUGGGACUUGUCAUCUUAUCAUGAGGAUUAGAGUCUUGGGUCCAAACUCAUCUUGGGGUUGCAGAGAGCUCAUAUAUCUGUGUUUCAUUCCAAAUUUUGUAGCCUGAUUCAAUUGAUACUAAAAAAUAUUUAUGCCUUCAUUCUUUUAACCCUUUUUAUUGAGGGUUACAUGUGAUUAUUUUCAUAAUUUUUUAUAGGAGCUUUUUAUUUUACUCAUAUAUAUCUAUUCUUGUAGAGGCUGGAGAGUGAUUUAAACAAUUGACAUGAACUGCUUAAUUCAAUGUGUAUUCAUAUAUUUUCAUGGAUU
Humulus lupulus (European hop) is the source of this 1223-nucleotide messenger RNA. RefSeq lists its product as uncharacterized. The record is from RefSeq and is a predicted model, not a curated record. The coding region runs from base 242 to 940 and encodes 232 amino acids. Lineage: Eukaryota; Viridiplantae; Streptophyta; Magnoliopsida; Rosales; Cannabaceae. The transcript is spliced from 10 exons.